AAAAACCGCUAUCCUCUUCAGUUUGUAGCCUUUGUGUAGACUUUAGGAGUAUUUUACUUAUAUAAUACGGAUUCAAAUAGGUGGUACAUCGGUAGGCAUGUCAAUGCUAGUCUUUUGUGACUCAAUGUAGAUUAGAUUUUGAAGCCAUUUGGAUAAAAAAUAAAAAUUUCUGAAUUUAAUUUAAGCUAGAUGAUCUCGGCUUGGUCCUCCAUAUGAAGAUGUUUCAGAGUAAUGUGGUUGUGCCAUAGAGGAGCGUAAAAUUACUGUUGUUUCUUUAGGAAAAGUUGGUGUUUUCUUUUUUUUUUUUUUUUUGGGUACUGUUUCAGAGAUUAAUCUUCAGGGACAAAGGAAGUUUCGGUCACCUGCUUAUCGACUUGAAGAUAAUAUUAAGGAGCGCCAAAUAUGUUAUUGUUAGAGGUCAAAUGCCAUGUGGUGAGCACAGAUGUGAGCACAUGGCUUCUCUAAUAUCCAUGCUCUAAGACUGUUAAUCAAUACUGCAAAACCUGGGGUUUUGUGCUUUUUUUCAAGAGAAUCAGUUGCAGAGGAACACCACCUGAUUGUGGUUAGCUGAGGAGGAAAAUAAAAAACCUGUUUAUUAGGAGCAAGGGGCACUUGAGAACUGUGAGUCUGUAGAGAAGUGAGAAGCAAGCGUGUAAUUCUCAUCAGGUUGAUAUAAGAAGAAAAUAUUAAAAUCUUUUUCUUUUAGUUCUUGAUCACUUGCUUCAUUUUUGCAAACCAGUUCAGGUAUUAUCUGCUCCUCAAAUCUAUAAUCACAGUACAGCUCUCAUUGAUUCAUUUCUUCUUGUUCAUACUUGCUUUGGCAGUCAUAUUUUAUAAUCUGCAAUCUUUCUUCAAUCCUCAUAUUCAAAACCUUCUUCUUUUAGCAGUCUGUCUUCUUUGAUUUCAACGGCACUGGUGAGGCUUAAGACUACUGUCAUGCUCUCUAAGUUCCACUAUAUUCUCCCAAUCUAUCAGCUAGCAGACUCAUUUUUCAGCACUGGAGCUAGAAUUGAUAAACUGCUUUUCUGCUACGUUUUUUUCGUGGAUCUAGAUCAUAUAUAGUUUCAUUUCUCAUAUCUCUCCCCAUAAAGAUCAGCUUUUUUCCAUCCGUCUAUUAAUCUAUCUCCCAUUAAUCUCGUUAAUUUGCAUAUCUUACAGUGUCAAUUUAUAGAGGUGCAAAUUAUCUUCUUUGUAAAUUCUUUCUGAUGAAAUAAGCUGAACAAGGAGCUCCUUAAGUUCAUGAAGUUGCAAAACAAAGUCUUGGAACAAAUGGCUUCUCCUUUGUGUUUCUUCAAAAUAUUCUCACUUGUACUACCUUUGAUGUUUGCUCUUGCUCCAGUAUUGAUUCUUGCUGGUUUUCUUGGAUAUGGGCUCUUGUCAAUCUUUCUCACAUCAACAGCGUUAAUUUUAUCUAGUCUUAUCUUGACUUUCUCAAAGCAAAAACAAACACAAGUGCAGAAAUCAGUGACAGAUGAGAUUGUCAUGCCAGAUCAGGCAAGCACUUCACCUUACAUAAAAGAUGUUAUAUCUAAACCACUUGUGCUCGAAAAGGAAUUCAUCGCAGAAGAAGAAGAAGAAGAUGAUGAAGAAGGAGGAGGAGGAGGAGGUCAGGUUGAUGCGUAUUUGGUUAGAUCAUCUCAAGUUAUAACAUCAGAAAGUGACUGUCUUGGUCGCUCAUCAACUAGUGAGGACUCAGAAGUGGAAUGGCUGUUCCAAGACAAAAUGUUUCAGAGCCGAGAUUGCUCUGACGGAUCUAUUUCUGACGAGGAUAGCCUCAUUGAAAUCUCCCUUCCAGGUGGACAUUACAUUUGUGAUCAUGAGGAAGAUGAGGUCAACUAUAAUCUGCAGAAAAAAUUGCCAGAUUUUGCACCAGGAUCAUUUUUCAAACAGCACGGUCUAAUGGAGCUUCUGGCAGAACUAAAUGAGAUGAACGAGGAAGAAAAUUUGAUUGAGAUAGACAUAUCAAUGGGCUCCAUCAAGUGUCCAAGGUUUGAGAUUGAAGCUUGAGUUGAAUAUUAAUGAACUUUUUACAGUUGUUAUAUACUAAUUAAGUUUUUGAUCCUUCUGGAUUUGGAGUUAAGACUUGGUGCUCAUCUCUUGCUGUAUAAUGUUUGUGAUGAACUGUGAAUUAGCUCCUGAUCUUUUGAUAAUUAAUCUUGCACUUACUUUUAGCACUUUGGAUACCAUUAAAGCACUUUGUAUCCAGGCCUUUGUUUUCUCUUAAUGCGCAUUAAAGUAUUAAAAGGUUGAAGGCUAUGGCAAA
Molecule: messenger RNA, 2263 nt
Organism: Populus euphratica (Euphrates poplar)
Lineage: Eukaryota; Viridiplantae; Streptophyta; Magnoliopsida; Malpighiales; Salicaceae
Exons: 2
Coding region: 1240-2007 (255 amino acids)
Source: RefSeq, a predicted model, not a curated record